Molecule: messenger RNA, 7134 nt
Organism: Pseudophryne corroboree (corroboree frog)
Lineage: Eukaryota; Metazoa; Chordata; Amphibia; Anura; Myobatrachidae
Gene: SLC27A4
Product: solute carrier family 27 member 4
Exons: 13
Coding region: 225-2156 (643 amino acids)
Biological process (GO): long-chain fatty acid import into cell; response to nutrient; medium-chain fatty acid transport
Cellular component (GO): endoplasmic reticulum membrane; microvillus; plasma membrane
Molecular function (GO): long-chain fatty acid transmembrane transporter activity; long-chain fatty acid-CoA ligase activity
Source: RefSeq, a predicted model, not a curated record
GGUGACACGGCCUGUCUUGCUGAGAGGGCUGGGCGUGUCCUCAGGGCAGCACUUGGGGUCGGUGGGCGUGGCUCCGUUAUGCCGCAUGACAGGGCGCUCCCGGAAGAUAUCGCCGCCGCUGCACAUCGCCGGGUGAGGGCAGGAAGGGUAGGAAUCGCCGGGCAGGCAAGGAGGACAGUCGCAGUUCAGGGUGAAGCGCCGACUGGUGUCUUCGGCACUGCAGGAUGCUGCGUUUGGCGUCCUGUACAUCUCUGCUGCUGUUGCUCAAGGCAGUGGUAGGCUUGCCCUGGUUUCAGGCCAUCGGUGGUGUCCUCGUUUUCUACCUAGGCUCCGGAGGAUGGAGGUUCAUGAAAGUUUUCUACAAAACCAUAGGCCGGGACGUGAGGGGUGCUAUAACGCUCGUCCGUGUGAAGCUGCAGGUUAAGAAGCACCUGCAAGAGAAAAACACAGUCCCCAACAUCUUUAAGGACAUUGUUAAGCGCCAUCCGAAUAAGACUGCACUGAUCUUUGAGGGUACCGAAACGUCAUGGACCUUCCAGGAGCUGGACGAGUUCUCCAAUAGUGUAGCCAACUUCCUGUAUGCCGAAGGCUUCCGGGCCGGGGAUGUCAUCGCACUGUUCAUGGAGAACUGCAAUGAGUAUGUGGGGUUGUGGCUUGGCAUGGCUAAAAUAGGAGUGGAAGCUGCUCUGAUCAACUUCAACUUACGGCUGGAUGCCCUGGAACACUGCUUCAGCGUCUCCAAUUCCAAGGCUGUGGUGUUUGGACGGGAGAUGUCUCAAGCCAUGAAUGACGUCUAUGCCAUGAUGGGAAAAUCGGUUCAGCUGUACUGCGUGGGUGAUUGUGACCCGUCAACGGUUCCCCCUGGCACAGCGUUCAUUGCUCCACUGCUGCAGAGCGCAUCCCGUCAUCCUCCCAAAGACCCUGGGAGAGGAUUCACAGAUAAAUUAUUUUAUAUCUACACCUCUGGAACAACAGGGCUUCCUAAGGCUGCCAUUGUGGUGCACAGCAGAUACUUCCGCAUGGCUGCCUUGGUGCACUAUGGGUUUGGCAUGCGAGCAGAUGACGUGAUCUAUGACUGCCUUCCCCUGUACCAUUCUGCAGGUAACAUUGUUGGAAUGGGUCAGUGCAUCCUCCUUGGUUUGACAGUUGUAAUCAAAAAGAAAUUUUCAGCAUCACGGUUUUGGGAUGAUUGUAUAAAGUAUAAUUGCACGAUAGUCCAGUAUAUUGGAGAAAUCUGCCGAUACCUCCUGAACCAGCCGUUGCGGGAGGCAGAGUCUCGGCACAAGGUGCGCAUGGCGUUGGGGAAUGGGCUACGUCCCUCUAUCUGGACAGAGUUUACAUCGCGGUUCAGCAUCCCACAAAUUGCAGAAUUUUACGGCGCUACAGAAUGUAAUUGUAGCCUUGGCAACUUUGAUAACAACAUCGGGUCCUGCGGCUUCAACAGCCGUAUUCUGCCGUUUGUUUACCCAAUCCGGCUAAUGAAAGUGAACGAAGACACAAUGGAGCUGAUCCGCAGCCCUGAAGGUCUCUGUAUCCCCUGCGGGCCAGGAGAGCCAGGACAGUUGGUCGGCCGUAUUAUCCAGUCAGAUCCUUUGCGGAGAUUCGAUGGUUACGUGAAUGAGACGGCCACCAGCAAAAAAAUUGCUAGAAACGUUUUCAAAAGUGGAGACAUGGCAUAUCUCUCUGGUGAUGUGCUAGUGAUGGACGAGCUGGGUUACAUGUAUUUCCGGGAUCGAACGGGGGACACAUUCCGAUGGAAAGGAGAAAAUGUGUCCACCACAGAAGUGGAAGGAAUACUAAGCAGACUCCUUGGACAAGCAGAUGUUGUGGUCUAUGGAGUGGAGGUUCCAGGGACAGAAGGGAGAGCCGGCAUGGCAGCCAUUGCCGACCCUGACCACACAUGUGACCUUGACAAGUUUGCCAGAGACCUUAAAAAGUCGCUGCCUGGGUAUUCCCACCCUGUCUUCCUUAGACUGCUGCCAGAGGUGAACAAAACAGGAACCUAUAAAUUCCAAAAGACAGACAUGAGGAAAGAGGGCUUUGAUCCUCACACGGUGAAAGAUGCCCUGUACGUCCUGGAUUCCCAGCAAGGAAAGUACAUCACCUUGGACGACGAAGUUUACAAAAAGAUCCAAUCAGGAAAGCUGAAGCUAUAACCUUGAUUUUCCCCCUCGGGUGCUGGUCACAUGACACAGGUUAAGAGGCCGCUCCCAGCCCAGAGCUGACACGUUCAUCAACUGAGAUUAUAAUCACACACCAAAGUAUUUCAGCUCAAAUACAAACUGGAAAACAAGACAGCUUAUCAGGGACACGGGAUUGUACGCACAGCUGUUUAAAAGGGAUGUCCGUACUUUUUAUUUUUUAUUUUUUUAAUCCGUUUUUAAUUUCUUAUUUAUUUUUUUAGCCCUGCGGGAUAGGAAUGAAUGUUGAGGAGCUGCGGAAGUGCUGUUCUUGUUUAGUCUCCCAUUCCAUCUUUUUGGUACAGGUGAGACCAGCUAUUCUGCAUUCCAGGGAUAUAAGCGAUGAAGAAGGGAAAUUUGCAUGCAUGUCCUUCAUUUACUUAGAACAUACUGUAAUUGGAGGAGGAAACGGAGCAUGCGUCACUGACUCCUCCGUCCUCAGAAACUAAAACGGAGGUUCAGAAAAUGUAGCACAUGUUUUGUAUUUCAUCUGUCGCUCCUAAGGAAGUUCAGCUGCUGUGCCUUGUACAUAUUAAUGGACCGAAAGGAGAAUUCUUGCUAGAUAAUAUUUAUCCAUACAGGACCUCAUUCCACUUCCUAAUGUGUACAGUGUAGUCUGUAAUCAUACACCUCUGCCUUUCUACGCGUCCCUUUAGGAGAUAAGAAUACAGGGCAGACCAAUGCCGCAAAAUGACCUUUUCACGCUAUCCACAACACAAACGGUUAAUGUCCCGGAUCAUCAGCCAUGCUGGCACAGCAUUCAAGACCACACUAAUGUUGGUUCUGGCAGAAAUAAUGGUUAUCCUGCUAUUAUUAUUUUUAUUUUUUUGUUAUUAGAAACGCAAUUUUACUAAUAGGUAAAAUCCUUGGCGCUUCUAUUGAAGUUAAACUGUAGCUUAAUAGACAUCUGUUCCUUUAUGAAAGAAUAUUUUAUUACCUUCACAGAUGCGCGUGGAAAUGUUACUACGUAAAAUAUUUUAAACGGUACUGUUUAAAAUACGUUAGGAACAAAGAUAUUCUACUGCACUCCUCACACCUUGAGCAAUUAUCCCAGGGUGAGCACAAAAGGAAAUUUCUCCUUGUGUUCAGAUUUAAAGAAAUAGGUGCGUUGUUUCAUAAUAAUGAAAUAUGGUACAUGCAUUUGUAAAUGUUCUUUAAUAAAGGAGCUAUGUCUGUGAGCUACAGUUUUGCGUCAAGUAUCUAUACGCUGAAGUUUCAACGGGUUGACCAUAUUGGGCCUCUGCUAAGUAACGCAACAGAGUCGUACAUCAGUGGGGUUCUUGCCAAACUGCCCCCUCCAAACUAUGAGAGUGGUGCAAUAAAUCGGGUAACAAGACAUCUCAUUGCAUACGUAUAUUCAGCUCCUAAAUAUACAUAUAAUUGAUAGUAUGGUCUUGGUAAGGUUUAUUUUUCCGCAUAGUCCCCAUACUUGGCUAAGCAUUUGUUCCAACGGUACACCAAGGCAUCUAUUCCGGCAUAGAAGAAAUCAGUGUCAAGCGCCUAAAGCCAGGACAUGACGGUUUGCUGAACUUCACCGGCGGUUGCGAUUUGCCUUUCUUUAUUGAUUCUUCAAUGGUCCAGAGAGAUAGAAAUCACUCGGUGCCAGAUCAGGGUGGUAGGAAAGAUGGUCCAGUACCUCCCAAUGGUAGCACCGUAACAACUUAUGCGUGUGGUUGGCUGGGUAUUUCCCAAACCUGUUCCCAUGACAUGACGUUAUCACCGUAAACCCUGACAAGUUGGCGAUGAAUCUCAGCUGCUGAUGUGCCCUUUGGGAUGCAGAUAUCUGAUCACACUACGCACCUCAAUGUCUGACCAUGUGUCCGCCAGCCUCGCCAUCCUACUGCUGAUGUUGGGACAGUAUGACUGGUAUGAGGCGCAGUCUAAAGGCCAUGUUGGGAAGUAGUGGUCUUCAUGCUCUGGCCUAGUGGGAAAUUAGAAUGAAACAGAGAACAUUACACACGUGAGAGGUCUUGUUAUCUUACUUAUUAAACCACCCUCAUAUUACUGCUAAUUUGUAGUUGUCUACGUUUAGUGCUGGAGAAUUCUACAAGAGAUUUACACUGGGCAUCCUGUCUAUAGAUCCACACUAAAGAGGUCUACAGUUAAUAGGACAACCACUAAUGGUAGACCUGCAUUAGGUCAACAGGGUCAAAAGGUCGACAUGUAAAGGUAGAAAGUUCAAAAGGUUGAGAGGGUCAAAAGGUCGACAUGACAGUGGUCAACACAAGUUUUGUUUUAUUUAUUUUUUUCAUUUAUUUCAACUUUUUCAUACUUUACCAGUCGUGGACUACGACUGGGAAUCGCAAGGCACCUUGCUUCACCCGCCAUGCGAGGGGACGUGGUACACUAAUGAGGCUUGUUUUUGGCAUAAAAGUGUCAAAACACCCCAAAAAAAACAGAAUAAAAAAAUCUGUCCUUCUCCUUUUUUUUUGUGUCACCCAUUUCCAUGUUGACCUUUUGACCGUGUCAAACUCUGCUGCUGUCUACCUAUUUUAUGUUGACCUUUUGACCCUGUCGACCUAAUGCAUGUCUACCAUUAGUGGUAGACCUAUUGAUUGUUGACCUUUUUAGUGUAGACCUAAUAAUCCACACCCUUUAAACUGGAUGAGAUGUGUAACAUUGAGGGCUGAACUUUGAUCCACCGGCAUCCAACCUAUGCUGCAUUCAUUGCACACUUUCCACUCUUGACAGCUUGAAAGUCCUCCAGCGUGACAAGGUCUCACCCCCACCGAUGUGCUACACUGGUUGAGUACUUCCAAAGUGGCUGCAAUUUUCAAGGUUAACAACCACUUUGAAAAGCUAAGGAAAGUGCAUGCCGUAUAUUAAAUUUUUUGUAUUUUAUAAAUCCUGCUUUCUUCUAAUAAUGCGAAUCCGCAGCAAUAUUUUUAAAUGUAGUAUUCUUCCAAUCCUCUGUUGCUGAGACUUCAUAUCAUAAAAUGGUUUUGGUUAAAGUGUACCCAUUACCUAUACAGAGUGGAGGCAGCCAUUUUGUCAAUAACUAGGAAUGCAGCCAGUCAGCAGGAACAGCAGUGCGUUCUCUUUCAUGAAUAUAUCCCAACAGUGAACUUAAGGUGCGCUGUUUAUGGUUUUAGAUGUGGCACCUUCCUUGGAUAUUCACAUUUAUUUAAUGUUUGUCUGUGCUAUGGAAAAAUAAAGGCAGUCUACGUACCUUUUCCAUCAUGUUCCAUAUUCAGCCUGCAGAGCGUAGCUAAGACUUCUGGAAAUGCCUGACAGAUUUAUGCUCCUACUAAGGUCACUGUAGCCACACUGUCACUUAACAAUGCCGAAUGCAAGCCUUUCUGCUCAUCUUAAGCCAUGUCUCAAAUAUUAAUGAGACCGGUGCUUAUUGACAGGCUCCGUUCACACCACUGGAGCGCUUCUUGUCCAAUAUGCAUGAGGCAUUGGUUUCGGUGUCAUUCUGUCUUUGUAUCACCAUUAAAGUAAUGACUCCCGUGCACCACAUUACAGUAGAUUGUAUUUGGUAUCCAUAGUUAUGCUACAAAACAAAAUGUCUGCCUUCACUAUGUAGACAACAGGCAAAAGGUUGCAGGUGGAACAAAAAAGGUCUACACUAGGGCUGGACAAUGUGUGGCUCUAGGUGUUAUGGAACUACAAGCCCAGUCAUUCUCUACUAUUAGUGUGUGCUGGGACUUGUAGUUUCAUAACACCUUAUCUGCACUGUGGUGUAAUUACAUUUCACAGACCCUCCACCCUUAGCGGCUGAUCUGUUGCACCUGUUACUAGGUAUCUAUUGCUAUUGGCCUGCUGGGAAUUGUGCACGUUAAAUCAGGCCACCCCCAGACGUUAAAUUUGACCACCCCCAGACUUAUGUAAGGUACACGUUACAUGCAUGUCACCGCUUGUCGGAAAUCUGGGUGAUCAUUACCAAGGAAAGAGUGCUCAAUUAUUUCCUGCUUUAAAUGGCUUAAACUAAGUGUGCUCAUUACCUGCAACGGUGAAAGGAGCCAUUUUGUGGUUUUGUCAGAAAUGGACAUGUGCCCACCAAAUGACUGCUCUGCUGCGUGUACUGUAAGCAUGACCAGUCAUGUCUAGUUGCUACAUCAUGACAAGCUCCGUAUCUCCAUGUAAUAUAUGUAACAUAUCAAAUGUUUGUGUGUGAUCUGGGAUGUAUGACAUUGGCAUGAUCCAUUUAGGGCCCUGCUGUGUAUCUUUCAGGCAAGUGCAUUUAUCAUAUAUGUGUGUUCUAAUGCAUCAUACAUGUGUGUUCUAUUGCAGUACAAUAGACCUUCAGGCAGCUAGGAAAUGUGUAUACACCGCAAAACCAGAGCUUGGGGAAUUCUGCCAACUAGUCCAUUUCGAUAAAUAAUGGUUUAUAAUGACAUUAACAUGAGUCCUUUGGCUACACACAAUGAAGGCCAUAAUUUUUUGGUGUCUACCGGUAUUCAUGCGAAUGUAUCCUGUCUUUACUAAAAUAUGAUGCCUAUACUGUUUUAUGAGAGAUUACUAGGCCCUGGUAAAUCUGUAGGUUGUACUCUCAGGAAUUCUUGGUAGGCACACAACAUGGCUGCCUGAAUGUGGUAGUUAUAAGGUUCACUUGAAACUGAAAAACAAAAAUGUAAUUGGAAAAAAAAUACAAUUGGUGCAAAUGCAAAAUGAAAACAUGUUCUGUAACCAAUAGCAACUAAGAAACGUCUUCCUUUUCAUUGCUAAAAAUGAUUGGGGAAGAUUGGCUCUGGUUGCAGCUGGCCUUUUACAGCUUCCGCCUGGGCACCAGUUUUCAUAAAUGUAAGCCAAACACUUUAUAUAACACUAUAUAAGCAGCGCUCCUAUUCCACGCAAUAUGCUAAGUGGUACAAGCGGUUUGUCGUAUGUUAAUAUGAAUAUUUCCCCACAACUCCGUCCUGCCCAGUGUUGUGGAUCCACACCCUCCUAUGUCCUCUUUCACACACUAUAGACAAGAUUUUCCAUAUGCAAUAAAUAAUUGUUGCCAUUU